Messenger RNA from Tarenaya hassleriana, 576 nucleotides. Its product is annotated as RING-H2 finger protein ATL22-like. Bases 1 to 576 code for a protein of 191 amino acids. The transcript has a single exon. NCBI's taxonomy places the organism in Eukaryota, Viridiplantae, Streptophyta, Magnoliopsida, Brassicales, Cleomaceae. The record is from RefSeq and is a predicted model, not a curated record.
AUGAAUUAUCUGUGGCUUCUGUCUUCGUUGGCCACCGUAAUGAUCUACACGUGUUGCUACUGUUUAUACUAUGCAUGCACACAUCGAGCCGACGAAGCCGACGGAUCCGACAUUGAAUCCGACGAAUCCGACAACGACAUCGAGAUGGCUCUUCCUCUGACGUUAUCGAUACGUCUUGCUCCAGUUUCAUGUCCGGAAGUUAUCACUCCGAGGAUGGUGCACGAGUUCAGAGACGUCGUGGGAGGAGAAGGUGGUGAAGCCAACACUUGUUGCCCGAUCUGUCUCGAAGUCUAUGUGCCUGAGGACAAGGUUGUCUGCUUAUCCAAAUGCCGUCAUCUUUUCCAUCCUGCUUGCAUCGAGCGGUGGGUCCUAAAGAACUUAAGUUGCCCUAUUUGCCGCAGCCCGGCCAGUGGCAAGGGCUGGUGCGUUAUGAAGAAGGAUGUCGCGACCGAUGGUAGUACCGUCCAAGGAGUCAUGGCCGAGAACACCGUCGUCGUCGAGGAUGUUGCAGAACGAGACAUGGACCAGAAUCUCGUCGUCGAAGAUGUUGCAGAACAAGUUGGAGCUUUAGCCUGA